Molecule: messenger RNA, 2451 nt
Organism: Melopsittacus undulatus (budgerigar)
Lineage: Eukaryota; Metazoa; Chordata; Aves; Psittaciformes; Psittaculidae
Gene: TIMM17A
Product: translocase of inner mitochondrial membrane 17A
Exons: 6
Coding region: 31-543 (170 amino acids)
Biological process (GO): protein import into mitochondrial matrix
Cellular component (GO): mitochondrial inner membrane; TIM23 mitochondrial import inner membrane translocase complex
Molecular function (GO): transmembrane protein transporter activity
Source: RefSeq, a predicted model, not a curated record
GGCGGGCGGAGGGCGGUGGGGCCUGCCAAGAUGGAGGAGUACGCGAGGGAGCCCUGUCCCUGGAGGAUAGUGGAUGACUGCGGAGGCGCUUUCACCAUGGGAGCCAUUGGAGGUGGCAUCUUCCAGGCUAUCAAGGGCUUCCGGAACUCCCCAGUGGGUGUAAACCACCGGCUGCGGGGCAGCUUGACAGCAAUUAAAACAAGAGCUCCACAGCUGGGAGGGAGCUUUGCUGUCUGGGGAGGCCUCUUCUCCAUGAUUGACUGCAGUAUGGUCAGAAUGAGAGGGAAGGAGGAUCCCUGGAAUUCCAUCACCAGCGGAGCCCUGACUGGAGCCAUAUUAGCUGCAAGAAACGGCCCCGUUGCCAUGGUGGGAUCUGCGGCCAUGGGAGGAAUUCUCCUGGCGUUAAUCGAAGGAGCUGGAAUUCUCUUGACAAGAUUUGCUUCCACACAGUUUGCAAACGGCCCUCAGUUCUCAGACGAUCCCUCCCAGCUGCCGCCUGCUCCCUCGCCCUCUCCCUUCGGUGACUACAGGCAGUACCAGUGACCCUCCUCGGCUCCCGUUCUCCUCAGCUCUCCCUCCCAGCAUCGGCAGCCCCAGCUGUGCUAUGUCUGCCCACCAGUGGUAACCUCUGACACACACCACGCCAAGAGGAACCUUCAGCACUUCUUGGUGUCGAGCCACGCAGGAGAACUGGUAGCAAGAGGACAGGUCUAUUUAUUGGUGAUAGGUCCCAUUGCUGUCAUGUUAAUGAGUGUCUGGUAGAAUACACGGAGGGUUCAGACAAGGACCAGCUGGAGUCUUGUCAUCCUUUGGACACAGACUGCACUGGAAGCCUCUGGAGUCUUCCCUGGGAUGUGGCUCUGAGCACCCGCGUUGAGCACAGCUGGAAUUGAGCCUCAUCCCCACUGGAUUUAGGUCACUGUUUAUCAGCUUAAGGAAAAGAGUUUUAUCUACACCCAGGUUUGCCAGUCCUAAAGUGAGUAUUAGCAGAAGGCACAAGCUAGUGGGAAUUCCUUCCAGCAACACCCAUUCCGGUGCUCUUCUGUGUUUCCCACACUGCUCCCAGCCCCAGCUCUGCAGCUGAAGCUGAAUCUGCCUUUUGUGGAUCUGCCUCCCUUUAAACCCUGAGGCUUUGAGCCUCUGUUAGCAGGAGGUGGCAGCAAACUCAUCCUGCCUCUGUGCUGCUGCUUCCUGGCACCCUGCAGUGCGCAGGACACACCAGACCCAGUCCUGAGCCCAGUUAAACCAUCUGCUCUCCAGUUUGGAAGCGCGUUCCCUCUGCCAGCAGGUACCAGCUGAGAGCCAGUGAGGUUUGCUGGUGGUGCUGGCCUUGCUGGAGUAGCUGUGCUCCCAAAGUCAGGGCAUCGGGGCUUUUCCUCUGCCCUGCAGGGAGCUUGGUCUCUGCUCUCUGUCAGGGAACCAAGUUAGGCCCUUGUGAUAGGAGGAGAGGGUGGGGAUAACACAGAAGUAGCACAGUAAUGGCUGCCAAAGGGAUGAAUUGGGAUUAUACAAAGUGUAAGUGCAAAUCCUGCCCCUUUCCUAUGUCCACCAUCCUGGAAAAGGGACAUUUUCCUGUUCCCAAUCCCCUGACCAUGCUACAACCACUCCAGGAUUCCCAGCGGUUGAGUCUCUGGUACCUUCCAGGUUCAUGGAGCUGCUGUUGGGGUGUAACUUCCCAAAGCCUUACACAGUGCAUGGCUGUGGCUGGGGCUUUGCCACUGACCUGGCUCCUAAAGGCAGUUUUCAUGCUCCAUGUCACUUGGGCAGCGCUCCUGGCUCCAUCUGAGACCCCACUGUGAGGCUCAGAGAGGAUUACAUCCUGCCCCAUCAGCUCCAGAGCAUCCCCUGCGUGUCCAUCAUCACCUCUGUGUUCAGGCUCAGUGUGCAGCUCUCAUGCCAGGGAGCUGGCCUAGGGCUGCACUGGAGAGGAGCUGCAGGCAAACAGCUCUUGCCCUCACACCUCCCAUGCCCACAGGCCCUGGCGAGUCCCUCACAUGUGCUUCUACACAUCAAGAAACCUCUGAUUCUGGGUGUCCUUCAUCCCCCCCACCCGCAGCAUCCUUUCUGCUGCACUGAUCCCAGGCAGGAGGGCAUCGAGUCCCAUUAAAGCCAUUCCCUUUGGCCUGUCCCUACAGGAAGGGCUGUUUCCUGCCCUCUCAUCACUGCAACACCCACGAGUUCCCUGUGGCUUCGAGUUCAGCCGCUGGGUUUGGCCUCUGCCCCGGCCCCACACUGACCCUCCCGGUGCUCACCCCAAACAUCCCCCCCCAAAACCCACCACCAACAGCACAACACCGAACUAUUGACCUGUUUAUUUCAAUCAGCUACAGCAGCUCUACAUUGCCCUGCCCCACUGCCCUUCCUUCCCUGCCGGAGCCAGCGAGGGGGCCGAGGGCAGUGCGGGGCCCGGCCAAGGCUUCUUGAAAGCAUCGUAUUAAAUAUUAAAUAGUC